Messenger RNA from Brassica napus (rape), 1425 nucleotides. RefSeq lists its product as uncharacterized. NCBI's taxonomy places the organism in Eukaryota, Viridiplantae, Streptophyta, Magnoliopsida, Brassicales, Brassicaceae. Bases 1 to 1425 code for a protein of 474 amino acids. The transcript is spliced from 2 exons. The record is from RefSeq and is a predicted model, not a curated record.
AUGGAAGUGUUCUCUAGACUACUCAAAUCUAGAUAUGAUUCUGGCUACAUCAGGUACCACCCCAAUGCCGAACUGAUAGACAUCUCUCACCUGAUAUUUGCGGACGAUGUGAUGGUCUUUUACGAUGGCAGUAGCUCCUCACUUCAUGGUAUCUCAGAAACUCUUGAUGACUUUGCUAGUUGGUCUGGUCUUGAAAUAAACCAGAGCAAGUCGGAGCUCUUCACUGCGGGGUUAGAUCAGCAGGAAGCAAAUACUACUAUGAGAUAUGGUUUUCCUAUGGGCUCCCUCCCAAUCCGCUAUUUAGGACUUCCAUUAAAGCACAGAAAGCUGAAAGUGUCGGAAUAUUCGUUGCUUCUUGAUAAAAUCUCGGGAUCCUUCAAUGCUUGGUCAGCAAGAAACCUCUCUUUUGCAGGAAGACUGGUUCUUAUCAAGUCGGUUAUCUCUGGCAUUGUUGUCUUUUGGAUAACAACAUUCAUCCUUCCUAAAGGUUGUAUUAAAAAGGUAGAGUCUCUCUGCUCCAAAUAUCUCUGGUCUGGUCAGAUUGAGGGCCAGGCUUUCGCCAAAGUAUCAUGGGCAACUUGUUGUCUUCCCAAAAGAGAGGGUGGACUGGGUCUGCGUCGUUUCGAGACCUGGAACAAAACUCUAUGCCUCCGACUUAUCUGGCUUCUGUUUGCGGAGGGGGGUUCUUUGUGGGUGGCUUGGCACAAGCACCAUCAUCUUAGUCGCUCAAACUUUUGGUCUUUGGAUGAACAUGCUCAAGACUCCUGGCACUGGAAGUCUCUGUUGAAACUAAGACCCCUUGCUCGUCCUUUUAUCAUCUGCACCAUACGAAAUGGAGCCACCGCCAGUUUCUUGUUCGAUCAGUGGACUCCGUUAGGACCGUUAAUAGACACCAUUGGAGUAAAUGGACCUCGCGCUUUGAGAGUUCCUCUACAUGCUACUGUCUCAGAAGCAACCCGAGAUGGACUAUGGCUUCUGCCAGCUCCUAGAUCGGACGUGGUGGUUUUACUACACGCUUACCUGACCACAAUGAAUGUUCCUUCUCAUGACCAAGGAUCGGAUCUCUAUUCUUGGACAAUAGAAGGACUGAAACUUCAACAUUUCUCCUCCUCCAAAACUUGGAGUGUAAUAAGAGAAAGGCAACCUGCCCGUCCAUGGUUUCAGGCGGUUUGGUUUAAAGGGCACACUCCUAAGCAUGCCUUCAACAUAUGGGUCGCAGUUCAGGACAGAUUACCAACUCGUACCAGACUAGCGUCUUGGGGAAUGCUAAUUCCAACCUCCUGCUGCUUAUGCUCGGUCUCAGAUGAAACAAGAGAUCAUCUCUUUGUAGACUUUACUUGGUUGGUCAUCCUCGGACUCCACAACCUCACCGCGAACUCUAAGAAGCAUCGCUGUCCAAGCCACCAUAUACCACACUUGGACUGA